This is a messenger RNA of Closterium sp. Yama58-4, 516 nucleotides long. The record is from the annotation of a GenBank genome assembly. Lineage: Eukaryota; Viridiplantae; Streptophyta; Zygnematophyceae; Desmidiales; Closteriaceae.
AUGUUCUCUCCUUUUGCGUUCUUUUACAAGUCAGCAAAGCGAGGCAUUAUGGCAGGCGUGCCGCCGCCCGUGAAGUCCGCGAAGGCGGGGCUGGAGGAGACCCCCGUGGAGCAGCAGGUGCAGAACAUCCGCAUCACGCUCAGCUGCAUGAACAACGUCAAGAGCCUCGAGAAGGUGUGCGCGGACCUGGUGCGCGGAGCCAAGGAGAAGCGCCUCAAGGUGAAGGGCCCCGUGCGCAUGCCCACCAAGGUGCUCCGCCACACUACGCGCAAGUCGCCCUGCGGCAACGGUACCAACACGUGGGACACGUUUGAGCUGCGCGUACACAAGCGCGUGAUUGACCUGGUGAGCCCAUCGGAGGUGGUGAAGCAGAUCACGUCCAUCAGCAUCGAGCCGGGGGUUGAGGUCGAGGUCACCGUCACCAGCGCUUGCCCAAGCCCAUGCCUGCUGCUGUUAUCAGCGCUGGUCGCUGCCAGUAGGGUGCACAGUUGCCCGCACGCCAUCAUCAGCGCUUAG